Messenger RNA from Paramuricea clavata, 980 nucleotides. The record is from the annotation of a GenBank genome assembly. NCBI's taxonomy places the organism in Eukaryota, Metazoa, Cnidaria, Anthozoa, Malacalcyonacea, Plexauridae.
AUGAUGAAGGAAUGGAAGAGUAAUCCUGAAAAAGAAACCGAUGACGAUAUACGACAGAUCACACAAGGGGCAGUGGACGUUGCCGAACAGGUCAUCGACGAUGCAAGGCUGGAAAUGGGACAGUUGCCUAUGUCGGAAGAGGGACAACCCAGGUACAGGGAAAUAGUAAGGGACAACAUCCGAACAAAAUUCGAGAGAUUCCGCGUGUGGGCAAAAGAAAACAUGUGGGCGGUAGCCGCAAUUGCCAUCUCCAUUGCCGGAAUUAUUACGACUGUGGUGGUGGCUGGAAAGAAGACCAUCACGGGAGCAGCUAAUGGACUUGGAGCUGCCGAAAAAGCGUUGGCAAAGUUUACAAAAGCUUCACUGCCAAUCCUGGUACCUGUUUUAAAUAUGUUAAGUACAAUCCUAGGUUGGGGAACCAGGGAUCUUGCCUUCCUCGCCCAAAAUUUGUGGAUUGUGGCGAUCGUGAUUGCCGGAGCUAUAUUCAGGUAUUUGCAAAAUAGACGUAAAAAGUAAAUACCUUUUUGUACUAUAAUAAAACAUAAUGAAUUCAUGCUUGAUUUCCAACGUAUGAACAAGGCAGAAAUCACCGGCGAUAGGACUCGACACGUCCUAACCUUCAACCCCAACUCUGCCAGUCCGAAGAAGAAAUUUACGUUAAUAUUCCAAAACUAAGAGCCGACUCCGUUCUCGUACCGGACAGCAUGGCUCUGGCCUUCGGAUUUAAGAACAGUAACACAAAAUCCUGGUUCAGAAACAACUUAGGAAAACUGCUUCAAAGGAGAUUGGAAAUUCGCCUCACAGGAGAAAAAGUUUACGAUAACAGUGCAGAAAGCUUGCUGGAGGUCUACAAGGACCUAUGGUUACACAGGAAACAGCGUGAUGACAUGGUGGAGGAUGGCGUCGCUAGCGAAGCCACGAGGAAAAAAUAUCUAAAGAUGAUGCUGCAAACGACGAUGUGGAUGCCGCCGCAUUGUUAG